Messenger RNA from Dendronephthya gigantea, 1431 nucleotides. Its product is annotated as autophagy protein 5-like. The transcript has 8 exons. Gene Ontology annotation, biological process: cellular response to nitrogen starvation; C-terminal protein lipidation; nucleophagy. The coding region runs from base 191 to 1003 and encodes 270 amino acids. The record is from RefSeq and is a predicted model, not a curated record. Gene Ontology annotation, cellular component: cytoplasm; phagophore assembly site membrane; Atg12-Atg5-Atg16 complex. Lineage: Eukaryota; Metazoa; Cnidaria; Anthozoa; Malacalcyonacea; Nephtheidae.
GAGAUGUGAAGCGGAAAGUUGUAUUCGAAAUAGCAAAUUAUUUCAGUUUUGUUGUAAAUGAAAACAAUUCCAACCGAAAAAACUUUGCGUUCACACUUCACAGUAUAUACUGGAAUAUCUGAAUCCGUUCAAGUUUGGAGUCUUUUAGAUUGGAUUAGUAAUAAAUUUGUAAAAAAACAAGUAAUUAAACAUGGCAGAUGAUAGAGAAGUACUGAGAAUUUUAUGGGACGGACGAAUUCCUGUUUGUUUCACAUUAAAUGCAGACGAAGUGUUCACGUUGGAACAACCAGAACCGUUUUAUUUACUCUUACCAAGAGUCAGUUAUCUCCCUGUGGUCACCGAUAAAGUAACCAAACAUUUUCAACAUUCCAUCAAACCAGACAUGAACACUACCAGUAUUUGGUUUGAUUUCAAUGGACAGCCUCUCAAAUGGCACUAUCCAAUUGGAGUAUUGUUUGACUUAUAUGGCUCACAUAAAUUACUUCCUUGGAAUAUCACAGUUCAUUUUGAGGACUUCCCAGAAGAUGAACUAAUUCGUUGUGAAAGCAAAGAGGUUGUAGAAUCCUUUUUUAUGUCUGCUGUUAAAGAGGCUGAUUCCCUAAAGCACAAAUCACAGAUAAUUAAUUCCAUGCAAAAGAAAGAUCAUAAACAAUUAUGGCUUGGUUUGAACAAUGACAAAUUUGAACAAUUUUGGUCUGUAAAUAAGAGACUAAUGGAAAGAUUGGGAGAAGAAUUGUUUAAACAUAUUCCAUUUAGAAUUCAUCAGUGUGACAAAGUAUUUAUACAGAAACUUGCAAAACCUGUAAAUGAAUCAGGGGAAUCUCAGACAUUGAAACACCUCAUGAUGGAAACAUUACCAACGAUGUUCUCGACAGAAGAAGACUUCCAAUCAAUAAAAAUAGUCAUUCACGGCAUUCAGCCACCACUGGAAACCCCCUUACAAUGGCUUAGUGAACAUUUUAGUUAUCCUGAUAAUUUCUUACACAUUGUUCUUAUUAAAUAGGAGCCAGAAAUGUAAAUUAUACAAAUUUAAGAGCAAUCAAUGAUACACCAAAUGAAGAACAAUAUAAUUAUAAAUACUUUUGUAUUCGAUGAAAACAUAUAAAUAAUUUAUACAAUGACACCCAUCAAUCAUCAAUUGAUCCAAAUGGCAAGUCUUUUAAAAUUUGAAAGAAAAUCGUGGGCAUUCUGUUUUCCACCAUUCGCCAAGAGUCCAAGACACAUUUCUUGCGAGAAUAUUUUCACAAAUAGGAAGAGACAAACUAAAUAAGUGUCUGGAACAACAGAGCUUGUAAAACGGUCCUAACGAAAGGUCAUAGUUGUAACAAUUUUAAAAAGAUCUUUGUGCUAAUUGUUCAAAACUUUUAAAUUGUGUCCUCAACACCAUUAUAAUUAUGUUGGGUAUCUAAUCGACUCUGCAGUCUCUGCUAU